Molecule: messenger RNA, 1191 nt
Organism: Vitis riparia (riverbank grape)
Lineage: Eukaryota; Viridiplantae; Streptophyta; Magnoliopsida; Vitales; Vitaceae
Exons: 2
Coding region: 113-922 (269 amino acids)
Source: RefSeq, a predicted model, not a curated record
UCCUUUCUUUUCUCCCUCUUAUCAGAUUUCUUCUUCUUCUAAUCUCUCCGCCCAACUAGGUGGUAUCGAACAUUAGAGGUCAUUGCAUCUCAAAUUCCAACAAGCAGGAUACAUGUUUGCAGGUGCGGGAGAGCUAUCAUCAACAGAAAUGGAGUUGUACCCAAGACAAAAAGUAAUAAACAGCCACCCACACUCGCCGCUUAUACUGAAGCCUGCUCAAAAACCAUACCAUUGCGGGGGAUGUAAAGAGUAUGAGAUAGAUUUAAGACAAUGUUACCAGUGUGAGCACAAGGAUGUGCACCAGAAAUGCGACUUCCAUCUUCAUGUGGAAUGCGACCCUUCCUCCCAGUCCAUCUGGCUUCAGUUUAUCAACUGCACCUUUACCUUUCAGCAGGAGGCCCCAAGAGGAAAGAAAAUGGUUUGCGAUGGAUGUGGGAAGGAUGUGAGAGGUUGGUUUUAUCAGUACUUAUCUCGGGGGAACCCACGUUAUUUACACCCAUGUUGUGCCAAGCUUCCAUUUAAGAGGACGGAUAAGGGAGGUAUGGUACUUGAUCUUAAGGAAAAGACUUCAUCAGUGUGCCUAAUAUGUGGAAAUGAGGGUAAUUCCAAAGAUUUCAGGAGCUGGGUCUACGUUUCCCGCUGUGGCAACUACUGUUAUCAUGUGGCAUGCGUGAAAGGCAAAGUGGAGAGGUGGAACAAAGAGGAGGCUAGUAAUCAGCAACAAAGUUCUGGGGCUGGGACCAGCAGCGGAGCCUUGGUGAGAAGGGCUCCGAACCAAGAGAUAAAAACGCGCCGUGGAGAGAAGGCCCUCGAGUACUUGGAGAUGGCAGUGGAUAUUUUCAAUUUCGUGGUUCUUCUCAUCUUUGGGAUAUCUAUUCCUGUGCCUUUCGGAUUGGUGAUCAAAUGGUUAAAAAGAAAAUAGAUCGUCAUCGCAUCAGAAAGUGAUUCAUCUAAAAUCAUUAAUCAUGGUUAGUUGUUAUGGCUUUUUAGCAAAUGCGAGCUUUUUCUCUUUUGUUUCGAGUGCUUUUCUUUUUGCCCCCUUUUUGGAUUGACGUGGUCAAUUUAUCUCUGGUGUGAGGUGUGAUGUUCUCUAGGUAUACAUGAGAGAUGAGAUUAGCUCUCGUUUGAUCAAGGUUGUACUCGAUGGGAACAUAAAUCAAGUUUGUCUUCCUUCCUUUUUCCUUUUCUUUU